AUGAGUAACGUGAGCACCAUUUUUGUGUUCGACAUAAAUCGGACACCGUCCUCGCCGAAUCCGACAGACGAGGAAGUUCAAGAUGCUAAGUUGCUUUACUACUACCCGGAACACCGGGAAGUAGAGGAACGUCGAUCGCAUUUGGGCCUGAUCGAGGGCCUGCUUGUUCUGCUUGCCUCCUUCACCAAGCACAAGAUAGACUUUUUGCGUACUAAGCUCUUCACAACAACGAUCAGCGAGUGGUGUGACGGGAUAUAUCUCGUUGUGUGUUUCAAGAAUGAAGAGAACUCCUGGAAUGAGAUGGCUGAGUACAGCCACCAUUGGAAGCACUAUAUAACUAAGGUCGUCCUCGAAAACGCAAAGAAGGUGUUUGAGCUAUUGUAUGGUCCCCUGUACGACCUCCUUCACGCCAGUGGCGGUAAUGCGUCGUCGAACGUCGAACACGUGAGGCGUGCAUUUGAGGACUUCCUGCCGUCCUUUAUCACGAAGGCCGCCGGCGACUCGUUCCACAUUUUGAAUAUUUGGAAUGCGUCGUACAAAUCGCAUGCUGGCGCCCUGAGCGCCCUGGACGCACAGGCUCUGAUUGCCGACCUCUGCAGCGAGUUUGAGGCGGUGCACGACUACAUAUUCAUCCACAACAAAGAAGUGCUCCACUCAUCCCUGGACUUGGACAACAUGCUGGCGCUCUACACCUAUCUCAUAAAGCACCAGGGCAGUGUUAGUUGCCAGCAUCCCAAUGCCAUAACUGAUGUACAGGUGUCCAAGCAGCGAGAGUUGUGCAUGAAGCCAUUGGCCGAUGGAGAGGGGGUCGGAGAGGCGCACAUUAUGAAGUCUGAAUCGGGCGAUGCCUUCAGCCCGAAGGUCCACAUAAACGGGCAAGCGUACCACUUGGGCGUGGUCUGCAUGGGCGACCUCUAUCUGGUGCUCCUGCUGCACUGUGACGACGUGAUGUUCACGCUGAGCAGCAUCAAGGAGUAUCUCUCGGGAGCACCCAAUGGCAUGGCAGCACUGUUGAAGUCGCUCAGCCAUACUCCCGUGGCGUCUAAAUUGCGCACGGUUUCCCUUAACUCCGUGACAAAGACUAUCAGGAGCGUUGGUUAUAACGAUGUUGACGAGAAGGCUUUGCGGGAGCUACAGAUCAUACGUGGGAUCCACCAUCUGAUCGAGUCUAGUUUGGAGGUCAUAACGCGUAUGCACGUUCGCUCCAAGCAGGGCUGGUGCAGCGCCAAGGUUUCCAACGGCAGGGAGAUGUACCUCACAUUGCCAUCUGAGAGCCUGAGUCUGACAGAUGUAUCAGGCGCCUUCAACGACUUUGUGAAGACGUUUCUGGGCGGCAUAUACUUCAUUUAA
Molecule: messenger RNA, 1350 nt
Organism: Babesia ovata
Lineage: Eukaryota; Apicomplexa; Aconoidasida; Piroplasmida; Babesiidae
Exons: 8
Coding region: 1-1350 (449 amino acids)
Biological process (GO): vesicle-mediated transport
Cellular component (GO): intracellular membrane-bounded organelle; Mon1-Ccz1 complex
Source: RefSeq, a predicted model, not a curated record